AUGCUGCUUGCUAAUGAGGUCACAGCGAUAGCUCCUACAUCUACGAGCUCUGGCUUCAAUCACGAAGACAUAGCACUAUGUCUGACUAUCGCAAAAGCCAAGUACCCGGCUCACCGCGUGCAAUUGCUCGCACAACCAGGCGGAUGCUCCCUCACGCUGUCCGCGACGCCUCCAAGCUCCACCGUCCCCUCUCAAAGUCAUGACGACGACACCAUCGUUAUCCAGUUCCGACUUUCGAGAUUCUCACUCAAAGCCACGAUUGCGCACGAGUCACGAGCAAUAUACGGAAGUCUGGUUCCAGCUCCGCUGUGCUUCGAAGAGCUGGAUACGAGUCAUGGAGCUCUACUCCAGAUGUGUGCGAUGACGUCGAUAGAGGGUGUGAGAUUCAGUGAGGUGCAACCAAAGGAGAAGUGUUUGGGUCAUGGCGAUGUUGUGAGGAUGGAGACGUUGAUGGAUGGGAUGGCGAGGUUCUUUGCGGUAGGGAGGAAGAGUGGGAAUUUUGAGAGGAGUAUGGACGGUAAGGUGGGCAAGACGAUUCUGCAGAGGUUGAGGAAGCUUGAGAGGGAAUUGCCGUUGGAGUGGAUGAGAACUGAAGCUGGCAUGGUUGCUGAUGCUGUUGAGCGUGGUGGGCUGGAGUGUUUGCCCGUGGUGUUGAAUCAUGGGGACUUACUGCCGAGUAAUGUCUUGGUUGACGAUAAAAGCUGGGAGCUCAGUGGGUUGGUUGACUGGGCAGAGGCUGAGUAUUUGCCGUUUGGGAUGACGUUGUAUGGCAUUGAGCACCUUCUUGGCUUCCAGCACGAGUGCAGCGGCACAUCGACAGUUCCUCACUUCACUUCCUACGCCGAAGCCGGUGUGCUUCGCGAUCGGUUCUGGGCCAGGCUUCUGGAACACAUCCCCGAGCUUGCUGAUAUCCAUGUUCAAGCAGCGGUGCUGCUGUCACGCAAGAUUGGAACUCUGCUGUGGCAUGGCUUUGCUUGGGAUGAUGGGAAGAUUGACCGUGUUGUUAACGGGGCUGAUGACCUGCAAGAGAUGGCCUACCUCGAAGCAUUCUGCACGGCCACGACCGAUCAGCAGAGAUCGAAGCUCUAG
Messenger RNA from Fulvia fulva, 1089 nucleotides. RefSeq lists its product as uncharacterized. The record is from RefSeq and is a predicted model, not a curated record. NCBI's taxonomy places the organism in Eukaryota, Fungi, Ascomycota, Dothideomycetes, Mycosphaerellales, Mycosphaerellaceae. The transcript has a single exon. The coding region runs from base 1 to 1089 and encodes 362 amino acids.